Panicum virgatum (switchgrass) is the source of this 1206-nucleotide messenger RNA. RefSeq names its product BTB/POZ and MATH domain-containing protein 2-like. NCBI's taxonomy places the organism in Eukaryota, Viridiplantae, Streptophyta, Magnoliopsida, Poales, Poaceae. Bases 1 to 1206 code for a protein of 401 amino acids. The transcript is spliced from 3 exons. Gene Ontology annotation, biological process: protein ubiquitination. The record is from RefSeq and is a predicted model, not a curated record. Gene Ontology annotation, molecular function: protein binding.
AUGGAGAUGAUGGCGCAGAAGACGGCGUCGACGCACAGGUCGGUGUUCCACAGGCACACGCACCAGUUCGACAUCGUCGGCUACAGCGUGCGCACGGCGCUCGGCAUCAGCAACUCAGUCCGGUCAUGCGCCUUCGAGGCGGGAGGCCACAUCUGGGGCCUCGUCUGCUGCUUCGAACCACGAAAGCUCGAGUCCAUCUGCCUCGAGCUGCUGAGCACUUCCAUCACCAGGGACGUUGUCGCCAUGGCCAGCCUGAGGAUCGACGAUCCGAUUCCGACCGGUGCCGGGAGGUGGCCGACGGCGGCCGUCUGGCGAAGCCACGAGCCUCACACGUUCCCGGCGUGUUCUUCUGCUUCCAGUACGACCAGGACCUGGAGGCUGUCGGUGCCCGACGCUUUCAAAGAGGCGCGCUACGUGCACGACGACCGGCUCACCGUCCACUACACGUCGCGGUGGCCGCCGGACGUCACCUUGGUCGUCGAGGGGGCCGAGAUCCCGGCGCACAAGCUCGUGCUCUCCAUGCGGUCGCCGGUCUUCAGGGCCGAGUUCCAGGGGAGCAUGAAGGAGAGGUUCACGCGCAGCGUCAGGAUCGACGGCAUGAGCGCCUCGACCUUCAGCGCGAUGCUCCGCUUCAUCUACACCGACGAGUUGCCGAGGAAGCCCAAGGCCGUCGCCAGCCAGGACCCGUGCACGAGCAAGCACAUGGCGAAGCGCCGCGCGGCCAUGGCUGGCCGCGGACAGAGCAUCGACGCCACGACUGUUCUGCCGACGAUGGCGCUGGUGGACGGCCGGUACAGCUGCCGGCAGCUCGAGGCCUCCUGCAUCGAGUACCUGGCGUCCGGUCCCGACACGUUCGCCGCCGUGCUGGCGACGCCGGAGUACCGACAGCUCCGGGAGAGCAGCGUUUCCUUCGUAGCCGACAUCGCCGAGAAAGUUGCCAUGCACAUGCUGGCCUGCACCUGCCCGUCGUCGUCGGCGACCACCAGCAGCGUCCGUCCGAAGAGGAGCUGGUCUGUCUGCACCGCGGCGGCGGCCCGCGGCACGCACGAGUUCAGGAUCCCUAACCUGAGCACGGUGCUGAUGACCAAGCCUGAUGUCGGCCACUCCAUCUACUCUGGCACCUUCCAUGUCGGCGGUUACGAUUGGCGGUUGCACUCAAGGUGUCGGAACCCAAAGAGCACCUAUCUGUGUAUCUCCAACUGUUGA